AUGACGCCGAUCGAAGGCGGCCCGAAUAAGUGCAUCGAGAUACGUAACCGACGAACUAAUACUCUUGAUAUGUGCGUGUACCAGGGCCAGCUGGAGACAGCUCGGGCCAGGCUCGCCGGCAGAGGCGUAGGCGUAGACGCGGUAACGGCAGCCUUCGCGACGGCAAUGUCCAAGGUCGUGGCGGCGUCGCCAGGAGUGCUGGGUCGGGAGGAUGGCGGCAGCCGCGUGCUGUCCCUCCUCAAGUCUUCCUCGGAGGGUGUCCUUGAGGCGCUUCAGGAACCCCGUGCCGCCGCCGGCGCCGUUGCCGCCACGGCUGCGGCCAUGCCGGCCGAUGUUGCAGCCAGAGAGGUGAGAGCCGCAGCGAGAUCCAUGGCAAAGCUCGCGACGGCCGUGCUGGCCACGUUGAGGACGGGCUCGGAGGUGGAUUACGCGUCCGUAAAGGCGGAGGUCGCCGCCGAGGCGCAAAGGCUCAGGGACCUGGCGGACGGGCACGGCCGGGAACUCGCCGCUCUCUCCCGGCGGGUGGAGGCGGCGGUAGGGCAGAUGGAGGCCUGGCAGCAGAGGAAGGCGGAGGCGCCGGAGUUUGCGGCUGAGGAGGCGGCGCGGGAGGAGGCCUGGAGCGAGGCGAACCGAGAGGCGAACUCCCGCGCCCUGCGGGAGAUGCGCGCGCUGAUUCCCGAAGCGGUGUGGGACAUGAACGCCGGCGACAUCCAGGCUGCUGCUGCCCAAGCGCCUGCGCAGGCGGGGGUGUCGGCGGACGGUGGGGGGGGUGCUACCCGUGUGGGCGGCGUGUUCUACCCGUCAGAACUGUGCGUCCGUCUCAAGGAGUGCCGGCCCCUGCACUGGCUGGUUAGUGCCCCAGAGGACAUCGCCGGCGCCAACUUCCUGGCCGGGGAGGGGGCCGCGGCGUUCACGCAGCUGGAAGGGAUGGACCUAACGGAGAUGCGGGCGGUGUGGAGCGUCCUGCCCCGAGAGUUCCUGAGGGACGGCGACGGCAAGAAGGCGGAGUGGCGGGCCAGGUUCAGGGUCCAGCUCGAGGGGCUGGCUCGGCAGCAGGAUGGGGCCGUCGUGACCGCCGGGUGGGUGUGGACGGUCUAG
Ectocarpus sp. CCAP 1310/34 is the source of this 1098-nucleotide messenger RNA. The record is from the annotation of a GenBank genome assembly. Lineage: Eukaryota; Phaeophyceae; Ectocarpales; Ectocarpaceae.